Carassius carassius (crucian carp) is the source of this 1545-nucleotide messenger RNA. RefSeq names its product purine nucleoside phosphorylase-like. The transcript has 6 exons. Gene Ontology annotation, molecular function: purine-nucleoside phosphorylase activity. Bases 102 to 983 code for a protein of 293 amino acids. The record is from RefSeq and is a predicted model, not a curated record. NCBI's taxonomy places the organism in Eukaryota, Metazoa, Chordata, Actinopteri, Cypriniformes, Cyprinidae. Gene Ontology annotation, cellular component: cytoplasm. Gene Ontology annotation, biological process: nucleoside metabolic process.
CCCACACACAUUCACAGCGUUUAGCGGAACACUAGAGACACACAGAGGCACGGAGACUUUCUUCACAUACUAAAGCUACCGAAACUCAGAAACGCGUCGAGAUGUUUGCUGAUUCAACUACAGAGUACAGUUAUGAGGAGUGUAAGGCCACAGCUGAUUGGCUGCUGGCUCAGGCCCCAGUGCGCCCCCUGCUGGGGAUCGUGUGCGGCUCAGGUCUCGGAGGACUGGCAGAAAUGCUGAAAGAUCAGCUGUUCAUCAACUACAGUGACAUCCCUAACUUCCCUCAGAGCACCGUUCACGGUCACGCUGGGAAGCUGGUGUUCGGCACGCUUAAAGGAAAGCCGUGUGUUUGCAUGCAGGGCAGGUUUCACCUGUAUGAAGGAUACCCCAUUCAGAAGACCACGAUGCCAAUGCGUGUGUUUAAGCUGAUGGGUGUGAAGACGGUCAUCCUGACCAACGCCGCCGGAGGACUCAACCCGGACUUUAAAGUGGGAGACAUCAUGGUCAUAAAGGACCACAUCAAUAUUCCAGGAUUCGCUGGAAACAACCCGCUGGUGGGGCCAAACGACGACAGGUUGGGUCAGCGGUUCCCGUGUAUGUCGGAUGCGUAUGACCGUGAUCUGCAGCAGCUGGCUCACACGGUCGCAGCGGAGCUGGAUUACUCCUCCUUCAUGCAGGAAGGUGUGUACAGCGCUGUGGGCGGCCCGUCCUUCGAAACCGUCGCCGAAAGUAAAAUGCUGCACUUCCUCGGAGCCGACGCCGUGGGCAUGAGCACGGUUCACGAGGUGAUUGUGGCGCGUCACUGUGGGAUGAGGGUCGUGGCUCUGUCUCUGAUCACCAAUCAGGUGGUGAUGGAUUAUGACAGUGAGAAGAAAGCCAAUCACGAGGAGGUCCUGCAGACGGGGGAACUGAGAGCGCAGCAGAUGGAGAAACUGGUCUCCACCAUGGUCUCCCGCAUGCAGCUGUCAAACAACCAACACUAAAGCACUGACAGCCAACACAUCCACACGCACAUCGCUAGACGCUAGAAUGCUAAUCAUAUAUGUCGGUUUUUCCCUUACUAUGUUUACAUUUCAGGGACAAAGUGUUUUGGGAACAUUUUCUCCUGUCAUCACCAAAAGUUACUGUUGUUUAAACUGGUCAUGGGAUCACUGUUUUAAUGUGUAUUUAUUGUCUCCAAAAAACGUCUUAAACGUGAUUUAUUUAAAACCUAAGUCAAAGGACAAUUUAUGAAGAAAAUACUUUUAUAAAGAAGCACUGUUACUGAAUUCGCUGUGAGGUAUAGUGAAGGUAAAGAUGACUUUAUUUAUGCAACCUAUUUAUGUAAACUGUAAAGUUUUGAAGUUGUUUUAAAUUGCACUAAAUGAUGGCGUUUUGUGUGUCAGUUUUAAAACCUGAAUUACUGUUUUACUGACUUUAACCAGCACUUUUCCCAAAAACAUUUAUUUUAUUGACCUGAACUUUGAAAUUGCACUUCAAGCUUUGUGUUUCAUAGUUUUUUUAUGAUCUGCUUCAAUGCAAUUAAAAUGAUGUUGCUGUACCAGA